Messenger RNA from Eutrema salsugineum, 942 nucleotides. Its product is annotated as WAT1-related protein At2g37450. Bases 1 to 942 code for a protein of 313 amino acids. The transcript has 5 exons. Gene Ontology annotation, molecular function: transmembrane transporter activity. The record is from RefSeq and is a predicted model, not a curated record. NCBI's taxonomy places the organism in Eukaryota, Viridiplantae, Streptophyta, Magnoliopsida, Brassicales, Brassicaceae. Gene Ontology annotation, cellular component: plasma membrane.
AUGGCCUGCAUAAAAAUGGUGAUGCCCUUUGUUUUAGUAAUAUUUCUCCAAGUAGGGUUUGCGGGAAUGGAUAUUCUCACAAAAGCCGUACUCAAUGAAGGCAUAAGUACAUUCAUACUUGCUGCCUACCGUCAUCUACCCCUUCCUGCAGUCACAUUCAUCCUCGCCUUGAUAUUUAAACUCGAAAGACUGAAGCUUCGGAGUAUCAGAAGCGUGGGUAAAGUGGUCGGGACAGCGGUUACAGUUGGAGGAGCUAUGGUCAUGACACUUGUCAAAGGUCCAGUUCUCAACCUCUUCUGGACCAAAGAACCAUCUGCACAAAACACAGCCGGGACCGAUAUUCACAACUCCAUCAAAGGCGCAAUUUUUGUCACAAUUGGUUGUUUUAGCUAUGCAUGUUUUCAUAUCCUCCAAGCAAUUACCUUAAAGAUUUAUCCGGCCGAACUCUCUCUUACAGCAUUGAUAUGCCUAAUGGGGACUAUAGAAGGAGCAAUUGUGGCAUUAGUAAUGGAGAGAGGAAAUCUUAGCGCUUGGACCAUUGGUUGGGACAUGAAACUUCUUACAGUCAGCUACAGUGGGAUAGUUUGUUCAGCCCUUGGUUACUACAUUGGAGGAGUGGUGAUGAGAACCAAUGGUCCCAUGUUUGUAACAGCUUUCAAAACUCUUUGUAUGAUUGCAGUAGCAAUUAUGUCAAGCAUCAUUUUUUCUGAACAAAUGUAUUUGGGAAGGGUCCUUGAUGCGGCGGUUAUAUGUGCCGGACUUUAUCUUGAAAUAUGGGUUAAAACCAAAGACUAUGAAAAUCCUUUCACACCACAAACAGAGGAAGAAUCAACCCAACCAAAGUUAAAACUGAUCAGAAAUGGAAAGGAUAGUGCUGAUCAUGAAGUCAUUACUUUCAGCAAGCAAUGUGAAAAGAAAAGAACCGUUGUAGAAACCGCUUAA